AAACCGCUGCUGGGGAACCGAGAGAAGGGGACACCAAUGGAGACUCGGAGGCUGCUCUGGAGCUUUCUAAAGACUCUAUGAAGGGAAGACCCACCGAAGAGUCCUUUGGCCAAGGGCCCACUGGGACAGUGGUGGAAUGUGUGGUAGACUUUUCAGGAUGCUCCAGCGGUCAGAAUUGCCAAUGAGUGAGGAUGCCAUGAGAAAAGCUGGUGUGGCCCACAGUAAAUCCAGCAAGGAUAUGGAGAGCCAUGUGUUCCUGAAGGCCAAGACCCGGGAUGAAUACCUUUCUCUCGUGGCCAGGCUCAUUAUCCAUUUUCGUGACAUUCAUAACAAAAAAUCUCAAGCUUCAGUCAGUGACCCUAUGAAUGCGCUGCAGAGCCUGACUGGUGGGCCCGCUGCAGGAGCAGCUGGAAUCGGCAUGCCUUCGCGGGGCCCAGGACAGUCACUGGGCGGGAUGGGUGGCCUUGGCACCAUGGGGCAGCCGAUGCCCCUCUCAGGGCAGCCACCCCCCGGCCCCUCAGGGAUGGCCCCCCACGGCAUGGCUGUUGUAUCUACAGCAGCGCCACAGACCCAGCUGCAGCUCCAGCAGGUGGCGCUGCAGCAGCAGCAGCAGCAGUUCCAGCAGCAGCAGGUGGCGCUGCAGCAGCAGCAGCAACAGCAGCAGCAGCAGCAACAGCAGCAGUUCCAGGCCCAGCAGAAUGCCAUGCAGCAGCAGUUCCAGGCCGUGGUGCAGCAGCAGCAGCAGCAGCUCCAGCAGCAGCAGCAGCAGCAGCAACACCUGAUUAAAUUGCAUCAUCAAAACCAGCAGCAGAUACAGCAGCAGCAGCAGCUACAGCGGAUGGCACAGCUGCAGCUGCAGCAGCAGCAGCAGCAGCAACAGCAAGCUUUGCAGGCCCAGCCACCGCUCCAGCAGCCGCCGAUGCAGCAGCCCCAGCCUCCCCCCUCCCAGGCCCUGCCCCAGCAGCUGCAGCCCAUGCACCACCCGCAGCACCACCAGCCGCCGCCGCAGCCCCAGCAGCCACCUGUUGCUCAGAACCAGCCAUCGCAGCUCCCACCGCAGUCACAGACCCAGCCUCUGGUGUCCCAGGCUCCGGCCCUCCCUGGACAGAUGCUGUAUGCCCAGCCACAGCUGAAACUCGUGCGAACUCCUAUGGUGGUGCAGCAGCCGCAGGUGCAGCCCCAGGUGCAGCAGGUGCAGCAGCAGACAGCAGUACCGACAGCGCAGGCCUCCCAGAUCGUGGGCUCUGGAGUGCAGGUCAGCCAGAACAGCCUCACCAUGCUGUCCUCGCCGUCACCGGGCCAGCAGGUGCAGACCCCACAGUCGAUGCCCCCUCCUCCCCAGCCAUCCCCGCAGCCUGGCCAGCCCAGCUCGCAGCCCAACUCCAACGUCAGCUCUGGCCCUGCCCCUUCCCCUAGUAGCUUCCUGCCGAGCCCCUCACCACAGCCCUCCCAGAGUCCAGUGACGGCCCGCACCCCGCAGAACUUCAGCGUCCCCUCCCCGGGACCUUUAAACACCCCCGUGAAUCCCAGCUCAGUCAUGAGCCCAGCUGGCUCUAGCCAGGCUGAGGAGCAGCAGUACCUCGACAAGCUGAAGCAGCUGUCCAAGUACAUCGAGCCCCUGCGCCGCAUGAUCAACAAGAUUGACAAGAAUGAAGACAGAAAAAAGGACCUGAGUAAGAUGAAGAGCCUUCUGGACAUCCUGACAGACCCCUCUAAGCGGUGCCCCCUGAAAACACUGCAGAAGUGUGAGAUUGCCCUGGAGAAGCUCAAGAAUGACAUGGCAGUGCCCACACCCCCGCCGCCUCCGGUGCCGCCAACCAAACAGCAAUACCUGUGCCAGCCGCUCCUUGAUGCCGUCCUGGCCAAUAUCCGCUCACCCGUCUUCAACCAUUCCCUGUACCGCACCUUCGUGCCGGCGAUGACAGCCAUCCACGGCCCACCCAUCACAGCCCCGGUUGUGUGCACCCGGAAGCGUAGGUUUGAAGACGAUGAGCGGCAGAGCAUCCCCAACGUGCUCCAGGGGGAAGUGGCCAGAUUAGAUCCUAAGUUCUUGGUGAAUUUGGAUCCUUCUCACUGCAGUAACAAUGGCACCGUCCACCUGAUAUGCAAGUUGGAUGACAAGGAUCUCCCGAGUGUGCCGCCACUGGAGCUCAGUGUCCCUGCUGACUACCCUGCCCAGAGCCCACUGUGGAUCGACCGGCAGUGGCAGUACGAUGCCAACCCCUUCCUGCAGUCGGUGCACCGGUGUAUGACCUCGAGGCUGCUGCAGCUCCCCGACAAGCACUCAGUCACGGCCCUGCUCAACACCUGGGCACAGAGCAUCCACCAGGCCUGCCUCUCAGCUGCCUAGCCACCCAGCCGCUGGGGACCGCAGGGAGAGUCAGCGGCCUCGUCAGGGCCACAGAGGGCAUGCACCUCAUGUCGGACAUUUCUAGGUGUUGGCUCCCUUAGAGAGCCUGGGCUUAGAUUAGCUUUCCUGCUUUUAUCUUCUGCCUUGGGGACUUGCCAGACAUCCUCCCACACUUGUACAUGAUGAGGGCAGGUGGCUGUGGGGCUGGCUGCAUCAGUGAUGGGGUUGGGACGUCCCCCAGGGAGUCAGACAUGCCACCAGCCCUGUGUGCUCAUCCCUGGGCUGCUGUCCCCUCGGCCUCUCCAAGGCCUGUGUCCUUCCUCAGCACGGGGGAGAACUCAGGGUCUUGUUAGAGCCUCUUGUGUGUGUGCACCAGAAACACAUCCUGUUCCUGUAAGGGAACAUGGGGAGCAUAGGAAACCCUGAAAAUGCACACAGAAGUCUCUGGUCACAGUUUUAGGUUCAGACCCUGCCACCGUGGGCAUGUGGGGCAAGCCACAGGGAAGCUCCUGGAUCCCAGGGUGCUGGCCGAGUCUCAGAGGGAAGGUUGGCCUGCAGGCGGUUGCAGAUCCCCUGCGGUCGCCUGGGCCUCAUACCUCAUGGCAUUCUUCCUUCAAGCCAUGGGGGUCUGCUCAGCACUGUGGGAGAGCCUGGGGAGCAGGGGCACCUGGGUGGAUCCUGUCCCUGGCACCGUGCCCACUCUGGGGUCAGGGCUCAGAGCCAUUCCUGAGAGUGAAGAAGGCUCCCUGACAGGGCAUCAGCCCGCCAGCCCUCUGGUGUUGAGAGGGUCCCCCUUUUCUAUGUGCACUACCAUGUCAUCUGUGGUUCUUAUAAUAAAUUUAUUAUUCCUGUG
This is a messenger RNA of Mustela lutreola (European mink), 3203 nucleotides long. It is a transcript of the gene MED15, whose product is annotated as mediator complex subunit 15. The coding region runs from base 137 to 2350 and encodes 737 amino acids. Gene Ontology annotation, molecular function: transcription coregulator activity. Gene Ontology annotation, biological process: regulation of DNA-templated transcription. The transcript has 17 exons. The record is from RefSeq and is a predicted model, not a curated record. NCBI's taxonomy places the organism in Eukaryota, Metazoa, Chordata, Mammalia, Carnivora, Mustelidae.